GGAUCUCAGUUACAACAAGUUAUCGGGUCCAGUAUCCCCAUUCUUGUCAACCGUACAGAAUCUAUACCUGAACAACAACGGCUUCAGUGGUCGGGUGCCCGCUUGCUUCGUCCAACGCCUACUGUCGGCUAAUAUACAGAUUCUGUAUUUACAGCAUAAUUAUCUCACCGGAAUAGAAAUUAACCCCACGGCUGAGAUUCCCUUGAGCAGUUCCUUGUGUUUGCAAUACAACUGUAUGGUGCCACCCGUACAGACGCCAUGCCCGUUGAAGGCUGGAAGGCAGAAGACCAGGCCUCCACAGCAGUGCAACCAGUUGAGAGGGUAGGCCACGAAACUCACAUGUUGUUGUUGAGGGCAUAAUGGGAAACAAUUUUUGCAUUCAUCUUAAAUUAAAAUUUCUAUAUA
Momordica charantia (bitter melon) is the source of this 405-nucleotide messenger RNA. NCBI's taxonomy places the organism in Eukaryota, Viridiplantae, Streptophyta, Magnoliopsida, Cucurbitales, Cucurbitaceae. The record is from RefSeq and is a predicted model, not a curated record.